Molecule: messenger RNA, 237 nt
Organism: Botrytis byssoidea
Lineage: Eukaryota; Fungi; Ascomycota; Leotiomycetes; Helotiales; Sclerotiniaceae
Exons: 1
Coding region: 1-237 (78 amino acids)
Source: RefSeq, a predicted model, not a curated record
AUGUGUUUAGUGACGGCGUUCAUGGCGGCUGAGAUUUCAAUAGGUGCCAAAAUUCGCACCGUUAAGAUCGACUCUGAAAGAUCAUUCCAUCAAGAGUGCUUAGACGAUGACUGUCCAGAAUUACUAAACCUAAGUGGUGGGAUCGUAGUGGUACGAUAUACACCUAGUCCACCCUUACAAUACUGCGACAUUGAUCUCAUGUUGACUUCAAAUGCGGUACCACAUCGCCUCGAGUAA